Messenger RNA from Erigeron canadensis, 1227 nucleotides. RefSeq names its product triacylglycerol lipase 2-like. Gene Ontology annotation, biological process: lipid metabolic process. The transcript has 8 exons. The record is from RefSeq and is a predicted model, not a curated record. NCBI's taxonomy places the organism in Eukaryota, Viridiplantae, Streptophyta, Magnoliopsida, Asterales, Asteraceae. Gene Ontology annotation, molecular function: hydrolase activity, acting on ester bonds. The coding region runs from base 1 to 1227 and encodes 408 amino acids.
AUGGCUUAUGCAAUUAUCACUAGAAUGAUCGUAUUUCUAUACUUGAUCUCAAUCUCCAAAGCUAUGCGUACUCUGGAUGUAAUCGACAACCACGAUCAGUCAAUGACAUCGCGACCGCUUAAUCAAGUUGGCAUUUGUAGCUUACUAAUUGAGACGAAAGGCUACAUGUGUGAAGAACAUAAGGUGAUAACAAAAGAUGGUUAUAUACUUAGCGUGCAACGGAUUCCAGCAGGGAGGAGUGGUGUGAAGGCAGACCAACCACCCGUUUUGUUACAACAUGGGCUUUUUCUGGAUGGCAGAAUAUGGGUUUUGAACUUCCCAAACCAAUCUCUUGGGUUUAUUUUGGCAGAUAACGGAUACGAUGUAUGGAUAGCAAAUACACGAGGAACCGAAUUCAGUCGUGGUCAUACUUCACUUAGUCCGAAUGAUCCGGCAUAUUGGGAAUGGUCAUGGGAUGAAUUAGUGAUGUAUGAGCUUCCGGCUUUAGUCCAAUUUGUGCAUGAUCAAACUGGCCAAAAUAUGCAUUAUGUUGGUCAUUCUUUGGGAACUUUGAUCGCGUUUUCUGCAAUUUCCAAAGGCCAAACAUCGAACAUGAUGAGAUCGGCCGUGAUGCUCUGCCCCGUAGCAUACUUAGGAGAAUUGUCGUCACCUCUCGCCAGAUUUGCUGCAGAUGCUUUUCUAGGCGAGGACAUAUAUUGGUUGGGUGUCCAUGAAUUUGAUCCAAGAGUGAAAGUUGUUCUUGAUUUUCUAAGUCAUAUUUGCAAGAUGCCCGAGAACAAAUGCAGCAACUUGCUCACAGCACUUACAGGGCAAAACUGUUGUCUGAACUCUUCCAUGACCGAUAAGUUACUUGAAAACGAACCGCAGCCAACAGCCACUAAAAACUUGAUCCAUCUUGCUCAAAUGGUUCGAAGUGGGACUAUAGCGAUGUAUGAUUAUGGAAAUGCAUAUGAUAACGAAAAGCAUUAUGGGCAAUUUACACCUCCAAUUUACGACAUUCGAAGCAUCCCAAAUAACUUAUCUAUGUACUUGAGUCAUGGUGGGGCGGACGAGAUCUCGGAUGUAAAUGAUGUCAUGAGAUUGCUAGAAAGUUUCAAGGAUCAUGACAACCCAGAUAAGCUUAUAGUGCAAUACAAGAAUGAUUAUUCACAUGUUGAUUUUAUUCUUGCCGUGAAUGCUAAAUACGUUGUGUAUGAUCCUUUAAUGGCAUUUUUCAAGCUUCAUUAG